Molecule: messenger RNA, 756 nt
Organism: Trichosurus vulpecula (common brushtail)
Lineage: Eukaryota; Metazoa; Chordata; Mammalia; Diprotodontia; Phalangeridae
Product: 60S ribosomal protein L7-like
Exons: 1
Coding region: 1-726 (241 amino acids)
Biological process (GO): maturation of LSU-rRNA from tricistronic rRNA transcript (SSU-rRNA, 5.8S rRNA, LSU-rRNA)
Cellular component (GO): cytosolic large ribosomal subunit
Molecular function (GO): structural constituent of ribosome; RNA binding
Source: RefSeq, a predicted model, not a curated record
AUGGCGGACGUAGAAGAAAAGAAGAAGCUACCAUCUGUUCCAGAAUCCCUUCUGAAAAAGCGAAAGGCUUUUGCAAUACUGAAGGCCAAACGCUUGAAUAAGAUGGCUAUUAAAAAGCUCCGUAAAAUACGGAGAAAAGUUAUCUAUGAAAAAGCUAAAGCCUACCAUAAGGAGUACAGACAGAUGUACAGGAGUGAAAUCCGGCUGGCUAGAAUGGCACGCAAAGCUGGCAACUACUAUGUACCUGCUGAACCCAAGUUAGCUUUUGUGAUCAGAAUCAGAGGUAUCAAUGGUGUUAGCCCAAAGGUCCGAAAAGUAUUGCAACUUCUUCGUCUUCGCCAAAUCUUCAAUGGCACUUUUGUUAAACUUAACAAGGCUUCUAUUAACAUGCUGAGGAUUGUGGAACCAUACAUUGCAUGGGGUUACCCAAACCUGAAGUCUGUAAAUGACUUGAUUUACAAACGUGGUUAUGGCAGGAUCAAGAAACAGAGGAUUGCCCUGACGGAUAAUGCCCUUAUUGCAAAAUCUCUUGGUAAAUAUGGAAUUAUCUGCAUGGAGGAUUUGAUCCAUGAGAUCUACACUGUUGGCAAGCACUUCAAAGCUGCCAACAACUUCCUGUGGCCCUUCAAAUUAUCUUCUCCACGAGGCGGAAUGAAGAAAAAGACUACACAUUUUGUGGAAGGUGGAGAGGCUGGUAACGGAAGACCAGAUCAACAGGCUUAUUAGAAGAAUGAACUAAAGGUCUCUACCAUGAUU